AUGUCCCAAUACGCCGCCACAGCAAGGACCCUCUCUCGAGCCCCUCUAGCAGGAAAGGCCUUCUCCCCCGCCCUCCCAACUCUGGGUAGGGUAGCACCCCCGUAUCAAUCCAAGUGGAAGCGAACAGAACCUGUGCCGCUUUCGGGAGAGAACUUCCUCGAUGUCCUGUUUAACCGGACACCCGUGAUCAAGCAACCUGGCUUCCUUGGUCGUGAGGAGUGCUUCGCUCAUGAGAAGGCGUUGAGUCAUAGGAUCGCGCCGUAUAGGUAUUACACUGGACCUCUUUUGCAGAGGGUUGGGUGUGCGCAGUUCGAGUACCAGGCGCAAGCUGCGGCUGACUUUGAGAAUCGCAAGAAUGAAAAGGAAGAGUACUUCAAGGUCGCACAGUCUCUGAGUGGGCUUCAUCAAGAGGUUGCAGAUCAGACAGGAGUCAAUGCCUGGGAGAAAGUCAUCGGAACUCUUCGGGCACUGCUACCCGAAUAUGAGAUCGUUCGUGCGUCAGAAGGGCCGGGCAAGACAUACUUCUCAGGUAACUUCCGUGCCUUGAACGAUUCAACUUGUCUUCACUGUGACUGGACGCCGUAUGAUGCUGCUACUGAAGACUGGAUCAUCAAUCAGGUCACUCAUCAGGCCGUGUUCAACUUGUACAUGGCGCCUGUAAAGGGUGGCAGGACUUGGGUUCAUGACGUUGAGUGGAGCGAGGAGUGCCUCAACUUUAGAGAUCCUGACACUUAUGGCUAUCGUGAUGAGAUCAUUCAUGGCCGGCAGAAUGUCGUCGUCAAGCCUGAGGUUGGUGACCUAUGGUUCUUCAACUCAAGGAACAUGCAUCAGGUUGAGAAAGUUGAGCCAGAGCCUUGCCCUGAGCUCGGUCUGCCGUACAGACCACGACUAUGUCUCAGCAGCUUCAUUGGACUUCUACCUGAGCACAAUACUGGAGGCCGUCCUCGAUUGAUAUUGUGGUCGUGA
Messenger RNA from Fusarium mangiferae, 966 nucleotides. RefSeq lists its product as uncharacterized. The record is from RefSeq and is a predicted model, not a curated record. The coding region runs from base 1 to 966 and encodes 321 amino acids. NCBI's taxonomy places the organism in Eukaryota, Fungi, Ascomycota, Sordariomycetes, Hypocreales, Nectriaceae. The transcript is spliced from 3 exons.